AUUGUUGCAACCAUGUUUAUUUUAUAUGACUUAUCUCCCUCUGUGAUUUCAGAUAAUCAGACAAAGUGGUAGACAUUACUGAUACAAGCUUGACCAAUCUCAUUUUCUCUGCUUUAAAAAAUGGCUUUAUAAACUAGUAUAAAAUAGCCCAUUACUUAACAAGAAAACUAUAUCAUGAUGGCUAAAUACUUGAAAACAGCACCGAAAUUCAAUCUACUUAGAUAAGUGAAAAGUGAAAGUGAAGUCACCCAGUCGUGUCCGACUCUUUGUGACCCCAUGGACUGUAGCCUACCAGGUUCCUCCAUCCAUGGGAUUUUCCAGGCAAGAAUACUGGAGUGGGUUGCCAUUAAAGGAGAUGCCUAAAGAGUAACCUUGUUGUGGAUUUUCUGAUCUCUUUCAAGUAAGAUUUCUCUAUUGAGUUUUUGGAAACAAAUAUGCUAUAUUUUAAUAAAUUUCCCUCUAAAUAAGAUAGGCAAAUUGUUUUUUCCCCUUGUCAAAAGCACUUUUAGGUAGUCUUGCAUGGUUUGGACCUUACUAUUGGUUUGAGAUGUUAAAAAAUAAUGGUUUUCAUAUUAAUGUACUAUUUAGGAUCAAAGAUUGUAGAAUAUUAGUAGUCUUUGAGGGUCUAUAAAGAAUUGGUGGAUAUUUCCAAACUGAAUGGUAUUUGGAGUGUUUAACAGAAGUUAGAAAUUCCUAGAAAAAUUCUUUCUUACCUAGUAGAAUAAUAGGUCCCACAGUAGAAUUUUCUGCAACCCUAUGGACUGUAGCCCACCAGGUUCCUCUGUCUAUGGGAUUUUCCAGGCAAGAAUACUAGAGUGGGUUGCCAUGCCCUUCUCCAAGGGAUCUUCCCAAUCCAGGGAUCGAACCUGCAUCUCUUCUGUCUCCUGCAUUGGCAAGCAGGCUCUUUACCACUAGUGCCACCUGGGAAGAAGCCCAUUAUGACAUUAAUUAUAUUCAAAAACACUGACAAUGUAAAAUAUGUUCUUAAAAGAUGUACAACUUAUUUGUAGAUUCACUAGAGCUUUGCUAUUAUGUUCUUUCUUUAUUAUAAUAUAUUCCUUUACUUAUAGGAACCAAGGCAUUUUGCUAUUUAAUGAAAAAACAUUUUAUGCCAUUCUGAAUUAUUUCAAAUUACUAUUCAUAUGAGCAUAGAAAAAAAGCCAUUUGAGAACAUGCUGCCUUGUUUAUACAGCUCCUAUAAUGAAGAAGGAUGUCAGCAAAGCUGGCGGCUUCUAUAUUAGGAGGAAAAUCCAUCCACCAGAAUUUUAAAAUUAAUUGUGACUUAUUCAUUGAUCUAGUCAACAAAUACUCGUUGAGCAUCUACAGGAAUGCUCUGCCAGUAACUGUUCUCAAUGUUAGUGAGUGUAAAGGUGAACAAAACAAAGUUCUCAAACUCAAUGAUGUCACAAAAAAGAAACUAUGUACAUACCUGCUUUAUAAGACAAUGACCAAUGCUAGGGAAAAAGAGAAGGGUAAGAGAGAUGGGAAGUGCCCUCAUAUGCAUUUUCGCAUACUUUGUAAAGUUUCAUAAAAUCCUAAUGCUCUGACCUUAUGUAUAAUAGGUAUUAUAAACUGGACUUAAAUGGUAGCUUUUUCCUUUAUGUGAUUCAAACAAUGGAAACCACAAUUCUGGCACAUAGGGUACACAGAAUUUUAAAGCAUGUAUAGAGGAAUUUCUUCUGUUUCGUGGAGAGACUUUUAAUAAAUCACAUGGGCUUUUAUUGUUAUUUUUACAAGACGAAUAUGACUGAUCAUCAUUAAGUGUCCUUUCACUUCUAAGUUCUCUUCAAAGCACCUCACCUAGACAGCAGAUUCUAGAAGGUAGGGACAAUGUCUGGAUUGUUUAUUGAUGUAUUUCAGAACCUAGUACAUAUAUAUCAAUCAUAUUUACUUGAAUGAUGUAUGAAUAAUUAUGAUUGCCUGGUUUUCUGAUUAUAUACUCUUCCCCAAAACAUUUUCAAGCUUCUAAUAGCCUUUUAGAUUAUUUUAUAGAGAGAAUACAAUUGUAGCAAUUAUUUUCGAAGACAACGCAUGGUGGCGCUCCAGGCUAAGGCGUCGAAAAAAUAUGCCCAGGAAAUGCUACCAAUUUUACAUCAGCUCUCCAGCGGAAGCGAAAAGACUGUAAUGUAAGCAAAGCUCACAAGUCUCCAGAAAAUGCUACUCACAGACAUUUCCGGACAGGUUACCAACUGGGAGAACCAUCACAUUCUCAGUCACAUCGCUCCCUAAAAUAGAGCUGGCCUUGAUCCUGGAAAGGCAUUUGUGGAAGUAAAGAUGGAGGCUGGAGGGGAGCGUUUUCAUCAACAAAGGCAAGUCCUGAUUCUCUUUCUUUUGCUGGGAGUGACUUUGGCAGGCUGGGAAUCCCGUCGCUAUUCCGUGAUGGAGGAAACAGAGAGCGGCUCGUUUGUGGCCAACCUUGUCAAGGACUUGGGGCUCGGAGUGGGGGAGCUAGCUGCGCGGGAAGCCCGGGUGGUCUCCGAGGAUAACGAACCCCGGUUGCAGCUCGAUCUGCAGACUGGGAAGUUGACAUUAAAUGAGAAACUGGACCGGGAGGAGAUGUGCGGCCCUACAGAUCCAUGUGUAAUGCAUUUUCAAGUGUUACUGAAAAAACCAUUGGGAGUAUUUCGAGCUGAGCUACUGGUGAGAGACAUAAACGAUCAUGCUCCUGAGUUUCCUGAAAGAGAAAUGACUUUGAAAAUCCCAGAGAACAGCCCUCCUGGGACAGUGUUUCCUCUGAAAAAAGCUCAGGAUUUGGACGUGGGCAACAACAACAUCCAAAACUACAGUAUCAGUCCCAAUUCUUAUUUCCAUGUUUCCUCCCGCAAUCGGGGGGAUGGUAGGAAAUACCCAGAGCUGGUGCUGGACCGAGAGCUUGAUCGGGAGAAGCAGGCCUUGCUCAGAUUAACCCUCACAGCGCUGGAUGGCGGCUCUCCGCCUCGAUCUGGUACCACCCAGGUCAGAAUCUUGGUCUUGGAUAUCAAUGACAACGCCCCUGAGUUUGCGCAGGCCCACUACCAGGUGCAGGUCCUGGAGAACAGCCCCGUAGGCGCCCUCGUUGUCAAAGUUUCUGCUAGAGAUUUAGACAUUGGGACAAAUGGAGAGGUAUCAUAUUCUCUUUUUUAUAGUUCUCAGGAGAUAAGCCCAACUUUUGAGCUAAACAGCCUUUCGGGAGAAGUUCGCCUAAUUAAAAAACUCGAUUUUGAGACAGUAUCCUCAUAUGAUCUGGAUAUAGAUGCAUUUGAUGGCGGGGGACUUUCUGGAAAAUGCUCUGUCUCCAUUGAGGUGGUGGAUGUUAAUGAUAAUGCCCCAGAACUAACUAUUUCAUCACUUACCAGCCCCAUUCCUGAAAACUCCCCUGAGACUGAAGUGGCCCUGUUUAGGAUUCGAGAUCGAGACUCAGGGGACAACGGAAAGAUGACUUGCUCCAUCCAGGAUGAUCUCCCCUUUAUUCUGAAACCAUCUGAAGAGAAUUUCUACACGCUGGUAACAAAUGGGGCGCUAGACAGAGAAAGCAAAGCUGAGUAUAAUGUCACCAUUACUGUCACCGACUUGGGGACACCGAGGUUGAAAACGGAGCACAACAUAACCGUGCUGGUGUCCGACGUCAACGACAACGCCCCCGCCUUCACCCAGACCUCCUACACCCUCUGGGUCCGCGAGAACAACAGCCCCGCCCUGCACAUCGGCAGCGUCAGCGCCACAGACACAGACGCGGGCGCCAACGCCCAGGUCACCUACUCGCUGCUGCCGCCCCCCGACCCGCUCGUGCCCCUCGCCUCCCUCGUGUCCAUCAACCCCGACAACGGCCACCUCUUCGCCCUCACGUCCCUGGACUACGAGGCCCUGCGAGCCUUCGAGUUCCGCGUGGGCGCCUCCGACCACGGCUCGCCCGCGCUCAGCAGCCAGGCGCUGGUGCGCGUGCUCGUGGCGGACGCCAACGACAACGCGCCCUUCGUGCUCUACCCGCUGCAGAACGCCUCGACGCCCUGCACCGAGCUGGUGCCCAGGGCGGCCGAGCCGGGCUACCUGGUGACCAAGGUGGUGGCGGUGGACGGCGACGCGGGCCAGAACGCCUGGCUGUCGUACCAGCUGCUCAAGGCCACGGAGCCCGGGCUGUUCGGCGUGUGGGCGCACAACGGCGAGGUGCGCACGGCGCGGCUGCUGAGCGAGCGCGACGCGCCCAAGCAGCGGCUGGUGGUGCUGGUCAAGGACAACGGCGAGCCGCCGCUGUCGGCCAGCGUCACGCUGCACGUGCUGCUGGUGGACGGCUUCUCGCAGCCCUACCUGCCGGCCCCGGAAGCGGAAGCGGCGGCCGCGGCGCCGGCCGACCCGCUCACCGUCUACCUGGUGGUGGCCUUGGCGUCGGUGUCGUCGCUCUUCCUCUUCUCGGUGCUGGUGUUCGUGGCGGUGCGGCUGUGCAGGAGGGGCGGGGCGGCCUCGGCGGGCCGCUGCCCGGUGCCCGAGGGCCACUUCCCUGGCCACCUGGUGGACGUCAGCGGCACGGGGACCCUGUCCCAGAGCUACCAGUACGAGGUGUGUCUGACUGGAGGUACUGGGACAAAUGAGUUCAAAUUCUUGAAGCCUGUCUUACCCAGUAUUCUAGAAUCAAACUUUGAAAGGAAAUCAGAAGGAAGUCCAACCUUCCAGAAUCGUUUAGGCAUCUGAAACUUCUCCAACUGCGUACAUUAGUUUUAUCUCGUACACCUUUCCCUUUUUUAAAAGUGAAAGUGAAGUCGCUCAGUCGUGUCCGUCUCUUUGAGAUCCCAUGGACUGUAACCUACCAGGCUCCUCCGUCCAUAGGAUUCUCCAGGCAAGAGUACUGGUGUGGGUUGCCAUUUCCUUCUCCAAGGGAUCUUCCCGACCCAGGGAUCGAACCGGGUCUCCCGCAUUCCAGGCAGACGCUUUAACCGCUGAGCCACCAGGGAAGCCCCUUCCCUUUUUUAACCUGGUAGUAAUAAUUCUACUUGUCUUUCUUCUUUUCAAAGUUUUUCAUAGUAAUGCUAAUCUUCGUUUUGUUGGCCUGUUUGCCCUAUAAUUAGUUUUCCAAUUAUUGUUAGUAAAAUUUUAUAUCAGGGAAGUUCAUACUACUGGUUAAAUUUUUAGUAUUUAUUUCUAAAUGAUAAUAUGAAAGCCUCUCAGAAUAAAAGUAAUUCUAACUUUAAAAAGUUCUUUUCUCACUGUAUAUAACACUAUGUAAAAACGUCUGACUCAUUUUAUCAUAUUUCAUUUUUUUAUUACUGGAAGGUUUUAAGUUUUUGUUAUUUACACAACUAUGACUUUUCUAUAACGCCUCUUCUGUUUGGAAUGGUAUUAAUUUAUAUUUGUGUGCUGUGCUGUGUGCUGUACUAAGUCGCUUCAGUCAUGUUCCACUCGUCGUGACCCUAUGGACUAUACCUGCCAGGUUCUUCUGUUACCUAUGUCCAAUUUUUUCCAAGCUCUGUUUGGAUUUUUGUUUUAUCAGUAGAUAGCCACAUGUAUAACUUCCUAUUUAUUUCAAAAUCACUCUUGUAAUCAUUGGACUUUCACUUUAAAAUACAUGUUAUCUCAUGAAGGUAUAUCUUUUUCAUCUAUUCUGUUCUAAUUUAAUGUUGAAGACUUUUAAGUUCUUCCUUAUAUCUAACUGAAGUCAUGAUCCUGUUAAGAGUUUAAUGAUACCCACAAUGACUAAUGAGUUCUCUUUUUUAAAAAAAAUUAUUCUUAACUAGAGGAUAAUUGGAGAAGGCAAUGGCACCCCACUCCAGUACUCUUGCCUGGAAAAUCCCAUGGACAGAGGAGCCUGGUAGGCUGCAGUCC
Molecule: messenger RNA, 5793 nt
Organism: Bubalus bubalis (water buffalo)
Lineage: Eukaryota; Metazoa; Chordata; Mammalia; Artiodactyla; Bovidae
Product: protocadherin beta-15
Exons: 1
Coding region: 2275-4665 (796 amino acids)
Biological process (GO): homophilic cell-cell adhesion
Cellular component (GO): plasma membrane
Molecular function (GO): calcium ion binding
Source: RefSeq, a predicted model, not a curated record